GUUCCGUCGUAGUCACAAUCUGCAGCAGUAAAUGUGUUGGUUAGAAACUCAAAAGUCAUGUUUAAUGCGCUGAAAUAACACUUUUUUCCACCGACACUCUGCUCCCCCUCCUCUUCUUCAGCUCGUCCCCUCAUGGCAGAGGUUUAUUAUGUUGGAGUGGACGUGGGCACUGCCAGUGUGAGGGCAGCUCUGGUGACCAGGACAGGACUGCUGAAGAGCACUGCAGAAGAGCCUAUCAGCAUCUGGGAGCCCCAGUCAGACCACUAUGUCCAGUCCUCCUCUGAGAUCUGGGACAGAGUCUGCACAGUUGUCCAGAGAGUAACCCAGGAUGUGGAGAGGAGCCAGGUACGAGGGAUUGGCUUUGAUGCCACCUGCUCACUUGUGGUUUUGGACCAAAGCUUCCAGCCUGUACCCGUCAAUGAGCAUGGUGACAGACAAAGGAACGUGGUGAUGUGGAUGGACCAUCGAGCAGAAGAGCAGGCCGCACGUAUCACAAACACCAGCCACAGGGUCCUGAGCAGGGUGGGAGGGGUUAUGUCACCAGAGAUGCAACCCCCAAAGCUGCUGUGGCUCAAAGAGAAUCUCAGAGAAAGUUGCUGGAACAAAGCGGCCCAUUUUUUCGACCUUCCAGACUUCCUUUCAUGGAAGGCGACAGGCUCUUUGACACGGUCUUUAUGCACUCUUGUGUGUAAAUGGACAUACUGUCCUCCAGAGGGAUGGGACACUAGUUUUUGGACCAGCAUAGGACUGGAGGAUCUCCUGGAAAACAGCUGUUCUAGAAUAGGCAGUCUGACGUGUUCUCCAGGGAGCCCGUUGGGAGACGGCCUCACCCAGGAGGCAGCAGCAGAUCUUGGUUUGGACCCUGGAACAGCAGUUGGUGCUUCACUCAUCGAUGCUCAUGCUGGAGGCCUUGGUGUGAUUGGAGCAGAUGUAAAAGGCUUCCACUUACCCUGUGAAGACCAACCAAUCACAUCCCGAAUGGCGAUGAUCUGUGGGACGUCAACGUGUCACAUGGCAAUCAGCGAGCAGCCCCUGUUUGUGCCUGGAGUGUGGGGGCCAUGCCUGUCUGCCAUGGUACCCGACAUGUGGCUCAACGAGGGAGGACAGAGCGCUACAGGAAGGCUGAUCGAGCACAUGGUGAAGGGCCACACCGCCUACACUCAGCUCCAGGAACAGGCACGGCAGAGAUGUCCUUUUGCGGGUGAGAACAUUUACAGCUACCUGAACAGCCACCUGAGUUCAAUGGCAAACUCUGGCUCUGCCGUCGACCUGCUGGGCUCUGGUCUUCAUGUGUGGCCAGACUUUCACGGGAACAGGUCGCCGCUGGCUGACCCUACGCUGAAGGGCAUGGUAAUUGGGCUGUCGCUCUCUCAAACCCUGGAUGACUUGGCUCUGCUCUAUUUGGCGACUGUGCAAGCCCUCGCCCUUGGUACUCUUCAUAUUCUGGAGGCCAUGAGAGAAGCAGGACACGACAUUCGAACCCUCUUCCUGUGUGGCGGAUUGAGCAAAAACACCCUGUUUGUACAGAUCCACGCCAACGCUACAGGGCUGCCUGUGGUGUUGCCUGAUCAGAUGGAGGCCGUGUUAAUAGGAGCAGCAGUCCUGGGUGCAUGUGCGUCACAGGACUACGGCACGAUACAGGAGGCGAUGGAGAAGAUGGCCAAAGUGGGGAAAGUUGUUUGGCCUGACCGUGAACUCCAGGGCUUCUAUGAGAGAAAGUACAAGGUGUUCCUGCGACUGUUUGCCCACCAGAGGGAGUAUCAGACCCUCAUGAACCAGAGAUGACACUGGGUGGGAGGAGGCCGAGAUGGGAGUGAAUCUCUGAUGUAAUGAGAGGAGCCUGCUGCCAGGAUCAAAGUUGAUAAGCUCUUCACUGAUGCUGCCGACCCGGUGAGGGGGAACGCUAAAGCCCACACAGCUGAGUUAACAGCAGCCUUAAAAACAGACCGCACUUGUGUGAGAGAGGCAGAGGCAGGGAGGGUGGAGAAAACGUGAGAGCCAUGGCUACUGGUUAUUGUUUGCAAAAACUUUCCCUGAUAAAAAAAAAAAAAAAAAAAAAAAGGUGGAGAAAUUACAUCAGCAAUAAUUUUAAUUUCAACUUCAGAAAUACUUUCAUCAAAAUCUUAAACAUUUAGAGUAUUUGUGUCAUGAACCCAAGAGGACUCAGAGAAAUUAGCUGGUUUUAAUAAUGUUGGUAAACAGGUUGACAGGUUGUAAACUUCUUAUAAAUAUGUAACUUAUUAGCCAUUUAAUGAGUAAUCCUGUCGAUAAAAUGCAAAGCAGAAACUCUGUUGUUUGCACUCUGUCAGUUUUUCAGUGUGUGAAUGAUGACAUAAACCACUUCCUCUUGCACUGGUCCAAAACAGAAACAGAAAUGCUUGUGUAAAUAUUAUACUGAGAUCAAUGGUCUUUACUGUGACAGUACCACUGUUCCACUGUUACAAUAGAAAUUACAUCUGCUCUAAUCAACACAUUUUUAUCCAUCUUUAAAUAUCUUAAAAAAAAACACAUUCACCGUUCAUAGAGCCCUGUAUAGAAGAGCUCAAAGGCCCAAUGCUACAGGUUUUUACUGGCUAACACUGUAAAGUGUAUUUGUUUUUAGAAAAUUUAUUUCUUAAGGCUGAGGGUUUACAACUUGUGGCUCAGGGUCCUGCCUCCUUCUUACUGUGGUCUGUGAAUCAAAUUCAAAUACUAAUAUGUCUUAAACAUGUAGAAAUCAGGAUAAAUUCUGCCACGUAUGAUCUAAGUGAACGCUGUCCAAAUUUUGGAUUAAUUUCCAUAAAUUAAUCACAGGUGAAAAAUGCAGUUUUAAAAUGUAUGCUGAUUAAUCACACUCUGAUGACUCUCACACAAACGACUAAAGCAGCUUUUUAACUUUGAUCAGAAUGUGUGAAGAUUCUCCUUUCUCUUAAUUUUCAUAAUUUUAUGGAUAAAAUACAAAUUCUAAUAAUAAUAACAUCAUCCUAGAUUAUCUCCACUUCCACUGUUUCAAAGUCAAAUCAAAAGUUUUGAUGCCAUUCAGAAAAAUAUCCUUUCUGAUUGUUCUCUCACUAUUAAUAUUCAAUCUUCCACUGUUGCAAUCUUUUACAAAUGAUCAACGUAUGUGAUUAUUUUUGAUUAAUUACAAUGCCUAAAAUAACUCAGCUCUAUUGACAGCUCUAAUGUAAAUAUGAGUCUCCAAAACAAUACCACGCAGCAAGCAUGAGAAAUAGAAAUAUUUCAGUAAUCUCUAAUUAAUGAUGUAUGUUUUGUUCUUUGUUAGAAAUUAGUACAUAUAUAUGACUAGAACUGCUUCUGUAAAACUAUUUUAGAUGUGUUUUUGAAUACAUUUGAACAUAAAAAAUAGAAACGUCAGCAAAAAAUAAUUAAGUUACCAAUAAUUACUUU
Molecule: messenger RNA, 3387 nt
Organism: Cheilinus undulatus (humphead wrasse)
Lineage: Eukaryota; Metazoa; Chordata; Actinopteri; Labriformes; Labridae
Gene: fggy
Product: FGGY carbohydrate kinase domain containing
Exons: 17
Coding region: 133-1785 (550 amino acids)
Biological process (GO): carbohydrate metabolic process
Molecular function (GO): kinase activity; phosphotransferase activity, alcohol group as acceptor
Source: RefSeq, a predicted model, not a curated record